Messenger RNA from Schistocerca piceifrons (Central American locust), 2128 nucleotides. RefSeq lists its product as uncharacterized. The record is from RefSeq and is a predicted model, not a curated record. Bases 55 to 903 code for a protein of 282 amino acids. The transcript is spliced from 6 exons. NCBI's taxonomy places the organism in Eukaryota, Metazoa, Arthropoda, Insecta, Orthoptera, Acrididae.
CUCGCACGCAAUGUUCUAGCCGCGUCCCGACUCCCGACACCUCACCUCCCACACAUGGCAGGCCCGCGCGUCGCCCGCUUCCUCGCCGCAGCCGCUGCCGUCGCCGCCCUCGUCGGGACGUGCAGCGCUGUGCAGCUGAUCGAGCUUCGAGUGCCCGCGCAGGUGGACGUGCGCGACAACGUCAGCAUGCUGUGCAACUAUUCGACAGACGGCGCCCCGCUCUACUCCGUCAAGUGGUACAAGGACGAGUACGAGUUCUUCCGCUACAUGCCUGACGGCAACCCAUCACGCACACAGGCCUUCCCUGUGCCUGGAAUAACGCUGCUCAUGGAUGCUUGCAACGACACUACAGUGACGCUGACGAACCUCACGUUCAACACGACCGGCUCAUACAAGUGCGAGGUGUCCAAGGAGGGGCCUAGCUUUGACACUGUGUACGCCACUAGCAAUAUGACCGUCACAGGUAACCCGCGUGCAGAUCCCGUUCUGGACGGCAUUCGCGAGUCCUACUACCCAGGCGACCAGGUGGUCGCCACUUGCACUGCCGCACCUUCACACCCACCUGCCAACAUCCUGUGGUACAUCAACGGCAAGCUUGUGGAGGAGGGCGUGCAGGAGCUAGAGGCGGAGGUGGACAGCCGCGGCCUGGUGAGCAGCCGGCGGGAGAUCAAGCUGGACGCCGAGCAGCGGCUCUUCUCGAACGGGAAGCGGCUGCGCCUGCGCUGUGACGCCGUCGUGGGCGACGUGAAGCGGCAGGCGCAGCGGUGGGCGGCGCUGGGCGGCGUUGGCUCGCAGCGCCUGCAGCAGGGCCCGCGCAGCGCCGGUAACGCUUUCGCAGAGGCCAGAAGUGCACUGGUGAUUGCCCUCACAGUACUGAUUAUGACGUCCUCACACAGGCAUUAAAGUGACUCGCCAUGCUGAAGUUACAUUAAUGUGAAACAUUCCUGACUUCGUUGCAAUAUAUUUGAAAAGAGGUACGGAGCAACAAGAAGCACACAUUUUUUCAAACUAUUUAUUGAUGUUCGGUAGCAAUUAAAAUACUCUGGUAAUAUAUACAUAUAUAUGUAUUAACGUAUACAUAUGUAUAUAUUCCUAUAUACAUAUAUACAUACACACCUAAUAUAUUAAGUGAUAAGGGGAUGAAUAAUAGCGGCUUCAUCGGGGGUGUGACAGCGGUUGGGCCUUUUUCUAGGGUGGGGCGGGUUUGGGGUGGUGGAGAGUUUCACAAGCCAUAUAGCUUCGUAAGUAGUUUUCAGUGACGUGAAAAGUCUGGGCACAUGUCUACAGUUUUAAAAUGUACACUCUUUACCAUGUGAACGUAAAUGUAACCUAAAUUUUAAUGAUAAGAAGAAAUCUAAUUGUUAUAUUGUUGUUGUUUAAAGUAAAAUAUGUUUGUGGUGUAAUUUACAUGUACGGCAUAAAAAAGAUAUAUUGUGUAUCAGUGCAAUUGACAUAUCAUAUAUAUAAUAUUAAUCGAUGAAAUGAGCGACAUAAUUUCUAUGAUAUAUAAUAAUAUACGUGUAAGACUUAGUGCUGUCUGUACCUAGAAUCCUUACUAUGUUCACUCUUUAAAACCAAAAUUGUUCUGGUGGAAAAUAAAUCGUAUUGCAAAUACUGUUCCAAAUACUUCAGUGUUCUGCGUAUCCGUGUGACCGCAUUUACGAUGUACAACAUGUACCCAUCGCCUGCAUUUUACAUUUACAGACCGUGUUCUCUUGUGGAUCGAUGGACAAAGGUCAGCAGCCUCAAAACAACACAGGGACGUGCACUACAGACGGCCUUGCAUUUCAUUUGACGUUUGGCGCUUGCGAGAACUUUAAAGAAUUACAGAAUUUCACUUAGAUUGCAAUUCUGUCAAACGCAAUUAACUGAAAAAUAAAACGUUCAUAAGGCCUUUUCAGAGCAUCAGCUGUGACUCACAUGCCAUGACCUACUGGAUACCUGUUUCGUGUCAGAUACCAAAGGCUGCGGAGUGCGUAACUGACGAUAGCUACUGGUACAUGUAUGCCGCACGACAGCAGCGACCAGCAAACUGUUUCGAAAAUCUACUGCGAAGGCAAAUCACAAAGCAAUGAUCAAAAUACAAGAGACUGCACAGAAAUCAUGUGACCUAACAAGUUAUUAUUCA